Molecule: messenger RNA, 2799 nt
Organism: Cyanistes caeruleus (blue tit)
Lineage: Eukaryota; Metazoa; Chordata; Aves; Passeriformes; Paridae
Source: RefSeq, a predicted model, not a curated record
AGGCUGCUGCAGAUCCAAUGUCGUCCUCUGAUGCACCAGAAGAUGGCCCAAAGGAAACAUCAAGUGUAUCACAGAAUAUCUUGUAAACCUUUUCUAAGUAUUCUUUGCUUCUCUGUCCACCUCACCUGCCACACAGCUUCUCUCUUUCCCUUACUGAACUGCGUGGACAGCCUGUCCCAGUGUCCACAGGGUAGGAUACCUGGACUGAGACCCAUGCUUGGAGGCAGCCUCUCCAGUGAUGGCACUCUCAAUGAUGUAGCUUCAGAAUUGAAUCUGAUGCAGAUGCAUUUAAAAUUCUCCUGGAGAUGAAGUUGAAGAAGAGGCAGAAAAGGCCUGCUUUACCAAGCACUGUGACUGAGCUUGACACUGAGGAUGGUUCUAAAGUGUAUGUGGUCGGAACAGCUCACUUCAGUGACAGCAGCAAAAAGGAUGUAGUAAAGACGAUACAAGAAGUGCAGCCUGAUGUAGUUGUGGUGGAACUGUGCCAGUACAGAGUUUCUAUGUUAAAGAUGGAUGAAAAGACAUUAUUAAAAGAAGCCAAAGAAAUAAAUCUGGAAAAACUUCAACAAGCUAUAAAGCAGAACGGAGUCAUGUCUGGAUUGAUGCAAAUGCUGCUUCUGAAGGUUUCUGCUCACAUCACGGAACAGCUGGGAAUGGCCCCAGGAGGAGAAUUCAGGGAGGCUUUCAAAGAGGCCAGUAAAGUACCUUUCUGUAAAUUCCACCUCGGUGAUCGACCCAUCCCUGUAACAUUUAAGAGAGCAAUUGCUGCACUUUCCUUCUGGCAAAAAGUCAAGCUUGCUUGGGGCCUUUGCUUCUUAUCUGACCCCAUCAGUAAAGAUGAUGUGGAGAAGUGCAAACAGAAGGAUUUACUGGAACAGAUGAUGGCAGAAAUGAUUGGAGAAUUCCCUGAUCUUCAUCGAACUAUUGUCUCCGAACGAGAUAUUUACUUGACCUACAUGCUGAAGCAAGCAGCAAAGCAGAUAGAACUACCUCGAGCUUCAGAAAAUGAACCUAGAAAAUAUAUCCCAGCUGUUGUAGUUGGUGUUGUUGGCAUGGGUCAUGUACCUGGAAUUGAAAAGAACUGGAAUUCCGACUUAAAGAUCCAGGAAAUAAUGAGUGUGCCUCCUCCAUCACCUUCAAGUAAGAUUUUCAAAUUCGUUUUAAAAGCAACAGUUUUUGGACUGCUGGGAUACGGCUGCUACCGAAUAGGUCACAGGACAGUUCAGUUUGUUCUUUCAAUGCCAGCAACACAGAGCUAUCUUCAGAGGCUGUCAGAGGUGCCUCAGCAGUGAAUCGAGUAGAGGCUGUGUGAAGAAGGUGGCUGAAGAAAGGCUGAUAGAGGCAAUGCGUGAACUGGACUGAAGGAUGAGGAUUCUAGUCAGAGCUGAUUGAUGCUAAGCUACACUCAAUCACUAUGUAAUAAAAGAUUUGAUACUAAAGUUACACCAGCUAUGAUCUAAUUAAUAGUUUUGAUUCUUGAUAGGUGUGCUGCAUGAAACCAGAUGAUUCCAGAUUGAGGUAAAGAAAUGUGUAUGCAAAUAUAUAUAUAUAAUGUAUGCAUACUGUAUACACGUAUACUAUAUAUAUGCAUUAUAUAUAUAUAUAUAACUGAUGAUGUAGUAAAGGCAGCUUAAAGGGUGUGUUCAUGGCUUCUUUUCCAGAGGAAAGAACAACACAAAAUAACCUAAUUGGCUGCAUCUCCUCUGAAGUUCAGGGACACUUGAGUGAGUCUUUGCUUUUUUUCUUAGGCAUAAUACCAAGUGUUUGUUCCUGGUGCCAGACACUUUUACACAUAAUUUAAAAGGACAUCUUCUCAAUGUGUAUUUUAUACCUAAAACAUUUAGGCUUUUUUUAAACUUAAGAGCUUUCCAGAAAUUUCAGAAUUGUACAGGCUGUCAUACGUACACGGCUCAAAUUUUUUACAAGCCUUAUUGAAGAACAGGAAUGUUGCCUUUAGAUUGCAUCCCUUGUUACCACCACCAGUUGAAUUGUCUUUCUCCUGCAUAGAGAAGGUACAGCCACCCCAUCAGAAUGCAAUGUGGUUUGUGUCAGAUGUUUACAGGACACUGUUCCUUUAGAUUAGCUUAUUUAAACUGUAUUAUUUAGCCAAAUCCUGCUGGUUUCAGUAUUGUAAAUUUAAGAGACUAGAACUACUGUACAAUUCACUUUCUUUACUCAGACCUUUCAUAUUUGGCAUAAAAAGCCUGGAAUUAACCUGCCCCUUGGUUUUGCUACAUGAAAAUAUUUUAUUUAUCAAUGUAAUUUCCCAGUGGAUUAAUAUUUUAAUCUAUUUAAUAGGAAAACAGUGUUCAGUUUAGUUUUUCAACCAACUGUAGCAUUUUAUUUGGAUUAACUGCUAUUUAUACACAGAAUUAUGGGUACUACAGACUGCUGUUUCUUUUUUUAUUAUCUGGAACACUCAUCCAUCAUCAAUGUAUUUCUUUUUUUUAAUCCUAGGUUCAUAUUUCAUUGAAAUUUUUUGGUACCUUCCCUUUUUACAGGAUUGUCAGUGAUUGUAAAAUGCCCUUGGCAAUCAGCUAGUCCUAGUUCAACAACACAGAUAACAUUGUCAUAUCAAAGUUAACCCAAUGUAUUUGAAUGGAAGAGUCCCAUUUGCUCCUCAGGCUCAUAAACAGUUGCUCAUUGUUUUUAAAGUGAGGUUUUUAUCUGUAUUAAUUUCUUUUGGGAAUGAAAGAUGGGAACCAGUAUGUGAGGCAGGAGGAGGAAAAGGUGAUGUUGUGUUUUGUGUUUCUUUGUGUUUUUUCAGUUGGUUCAAUAAAAUCCAGAAACCACUUUUAA